UGACGCUUAUUCUACUGUUAGUCACCUCUGUAGCUUACUAGCAAAAUACGUUAUUUUGAUCGUUUAAGUGUAUGUUAUUUAGUUUUAAAUACAUUUAAUUUGUCUCGAUUGACUACGCUAUUAAAUUAUAUUACGUUGUUUUUUCGAUCAGUACUAGCUUACGUUGUUGUUGUUUUGUAAGCUAGCUGAAGUUAGCACUAGUCUAGUCGUGUGAAUUAUUAUCUAAGGUGUAGUAAAAAUCAUUAAAAAACGUCCCAGAUUAUGAGCGAUUCUCCUUUUGUUAAAGAAGAGGAGGUCUGCUGGACGGAGAAAGAGGAUCUGUGGCUGAACUUUGUCGUGAAAGAAGAGAAUGAAGAAGAGGACAUGACUGUAAAAGAAGUAGAAAGUGAAGCUGUUACAGUGAAAGAAGAGAACGAAGAGGCGUUGAUGACGAAAGAGGAAAAUAAUCUGACUGUGAAGAAAGAAGAGAAAGAUGCAUUUUUUUGGGUGAGGGAGGUGGAGCUUCCUGUCACGUUAGAGGAGGAACAGGAGAAUGGAGAUCGUGUUAACACCAGAGAGAAACGGGAAUAUUGCGGAUCAUCUGAGGAGCCACAACAACAUUUCAUUGCUGAUAAUUUUGAGAAGAGUCUCUCCAAAUCAGAACACGUUAGGAAAUGCCAGCGGAGACCCUCGGGGAAGAAACCUCAUCGAUGCUCUUACUGUGGGGAAAGUUUAAUGUUUUUAUCAGAACUUAUAAGACACCAGAGAAUCCAUACAGGAGAGAAACCUUACAGCUGCUCUGACUGUGGGAAGAGUUACACCACUUCAACAGACCUUAAAAUACACCAGAGAAUCCAUACAGGAGAGAAACCUUACAGCUGCUCUCAGUGUGGAAUGAGUUUCUCUUUAUCACGAUCAUUAAAAUCGCACCAAAGAAUACAUACAGGUGAAAAACCUUACAGUUGCUCGCAGUGCGGAAUGAGUUUUUCUAGAUCUUUCUCAUUGAAAUCACACCUGAGAGUUCAUGUUGCAGAGAAACCAUUUGGGUGUGAUCAAUGUGGGAAAAGUUUUGCAGCAUCCCGCCAGCUGAUUGUACACAUGAGAACUCACACAGGAGAGCGUCCUUAUAGCUGUUCUCAAUGUGGGAAGUGUUUUACUCAGCCAAGCUUAGUGAAAUUACACCAGAGAACACACACGGGAGAAAAGCCUUAUGUCUGUGUUAAGUGUGGGAAGAGUUUUAGUCAUCUAAGCAACCUGAAAUCACACCAGAGAACUCACUCCGGAGAGAAACCUUAUUGCUGUGAUCAAUGUGGGAAAAGUUUUUGUGAUCCAAGAAACCUGAAAAUCCACAAGAGAACUCACUCAGAAGAGAAACAUUUUACAUGCGAUCAAUGUGGGAAGAGAUUUAGUAUUUCAAAAAACCUGAAAAUACACCUGAAAACCCACAUGGGAGAGAAACCUUAUAAGUGUGAUCAAUGUGGAAAGAGUUUUAGUAAUCCAAGAAACAUUAAAAUACACCAGAGAACUCACACUGGAGAGAAACCUUAUAGCUGUGAUCAUUGUGGCAAGAGUUUCACUCAAAUAAGCCACCUGAAAUCACACCAGAGAACACACAGGAGAUAAAUAUUAUAGCUGUUAUAGUGGAAUCCGAAAAGAGUGAAAUGAAGAUGACUUCCAGAUUAU
Molecule: messenger RNA, 1662 nt
Organism: Esox lucius (northern pike)
Lineage: Eukaryota; Metazoa; Chordata; Actinopteri; Esociformes; Esocidae
Product: zinc finger protein 501-like
Exons: 2
Coding region: 262-1602 (446 amino acids)
Biological process (GO): regulation of transcription by RNA polymerase II
Molecular function (GO): DNA-binding transcription factor activity, RNA polymerase II-specific; RNA polymerase II cis-regulatory region sequence-specific DNA binding
Source: RefSeq, a predicted model, not a curated record